AAGGCUCUCCUCUCCGGCAGCGAGAGGUCCUGCCCAGCUGUUGGCGAGUAGUUUCCUGUUUCCCCCGCAGCGCCCGGGUGAAGUUGAGUGAGUCACUCGCCGCACCGACCGACGACUCCUCAGUGCGCGCACACGCCCGGGGCAGGAGCCGGCCUCCUGCGCAACUCCCCUCGGCCACCGGGGGCCUCCCCGCGCCCCGCCAGCCUUCAGGCCCCCUCCUCGCUCGCUCGCGGGCGCCACAUCUGGCCCGCACAUUAGCCCGGCCGGCAGGGCGCGGGGUCCGGAGAGGUCGCCGCGCGGAGGCGCAGCCAGGGGUCGAGGGAGGCGCCGUCCGCUGCGCUCGGGGCUCGGUCUAUGACGAGCAGCGGGGUCUGCCAUGGGUCGGGGACUGCUCCGGGGCCUGUGGCCGCUGCAUAUCGUCCUGUGGACGCGCAUCGCCAGCACGAUCCCGCCGCACGUUCAGAAGUCGGAUGUGGAAAUGGAGGUCCAGAGAAAUGAAACCAUCUGCCCAAGCUGUAAUAGGACCAUCCAUCCACUGAGACAUUUUAACAAUGACAUGAUGGUCACUGACAACAAUGGUGCAGUCAGGUUGCGGCAACUGUGUAAAUUCUGUGAUGUGAGAUCUUCCACCUGUACCAACCAGAAGUCCUGCAUGAGUAACUGCAGCAUCACAUCCAUCUGUGAGAAACCACACGAGGUCUGCGUGGCUGUAUGGAGAAAGAACGAUGAGAACAUAACCCUAGAGACGGUUUGCCAUGACCCUGCAGUUGUCUACCAUGGAUUUUUUCUGGACGAUGCUGCUUCUUCAAAGUGUAUUAUGAAGGAAAAGAAAAAGUCUGGUGAGACCUUCUUUAUGUGUUCCUGCAGCUCUGAGGAGUGCAAUGACCACAUCAUUUUCUCGGAAGAAAAUAAUAGCAGCCCUGACUUGUUGUUAGUUAUAUUCCAAGUGACGGGCGUCAGCCUCCUUCCACCUCUGGGAAUCGCCAUAGCCGUGAUCAUCACGUUCUACUGCUACCGCGUUCACCGGCAGCAGAAGCUGAGCCCAUCCUGGGAGACUAGCAAGCCACGGAAGCUUAUGGAGUUCAGCGAGCACUGUGCCAUCAUUCUGGAGGACGACCGCUCCGACAUCAGCUCCACGUGCGCCAACAACAUUAACCACAACACGGAGCUCCUGCCCAUUGAGCUGGACAUCCUAGUGGGGAAGGGCCGCUUUGCUGAGGUCUACAAGGCCAAGCUGAAGCAGAACACUUCAGAGCAGUUCGAGACCGUGGCGGUCAAGAUCUUCCCCUACGAGGAGUAUGCCUCCUGGAAGACAGAAAAGGACAUCUUUUCAGACAUCAACCUGAAGCAUGAGAACAUACUCCAGUUCCUGACUGCCGAGGAGCGGAAGACGGAGAUGGGGAAGCAGUACUGGCUGAUCACUGCCUUCCACACCAAGGGCAACCUACAGGAGUAUCUUACACGGCAUGUCAUCAGCUGGGAGGACCUGCGCAAGCUGGGCAGCUCCCUCGCCCGGGGCAUUGCUCACCUGCACAGUGACCACACCCCAUGCGGGAGGCCCAAGAUGCCCAUCGUGCACAGGGAUCUCAAGAGCUCCAAUAUCCUCGUGAAGAACGACCUGACCUGCUGCCUGUGUGACUUUGGGCUUUCUCUGCGCCUGGACCCCACUCUUUCUGUGGAUGACCUAGCCAACAGUGGGCAGGUGGGAACAGCAAGAUACAUGGCGCCAGAAGUCCUAGAAUCCAGGAUGAAUUUGGAGAACGUUGAGUCUUUCAAGCAGACCGAUGUUUACUCCAUGGCUUUGGUCCUCUGGGAAAUGACGUCUCGCUGUAAUGCAGUGGGAGAAGUAAAAGACUACGAGCCUCCAUUUGGUUCCAAGGUGCGGGAGCAUCCCUGUGUCGAAAGCAUGAAGGACAAUGUGUUGAGGGAUCGAGGACGACCAGAAAUUCCCAGCUCCUGGCUCAACCACCAAGGCAUCCAGAUGGUGUGUGAGACCCUCACCGAGUGCUGGGACCAUGACCCGGAGGCCCGGCUCACAGCCCAGUGUGUGGCGGAACGCUUCAGUGAGCUGGAGUACCUGGACAGACUCUCGGGGAGGAGCUGCUCCGAGGAGAAGAUUCCAGAAGAUGGCUCACUGAACACUACCAAAUAGUUUUUCCAGGGCAGGCUGGGCCAAGUCCAUAGAGGCCACCCCUCUCGCCAAAGAACAGAGGCAGCAGGAAGCUGCCCCUGAACUGAUGCUUCCUGGAAAACCAGGGGGUCACUCCCUCCCCGUGGGCUUUGCGGAUGAGCAGAAACAGCAGCAGCAGGGAAGGGGUGACAAAAAGCAUUCUAUGCCUUUGACAUUGUCAUAGGAUAAGCUGAGUUAGCACUUCCUCAGGAAAUGAGAUUGAUUUUUACAAUAGCCAAUAACAUUUGCACUUUAUUAAUGCCUGUAUAUAAAUAAGGAAUAGCUAUGUUUUAUAUAUAUCUAUAUAUGUCUAUAUCUAUGUAUACAGCCAUACUCUGAAAAGAGGCAAGGAAAAAGAACACAUAUUCCCAGGAAAUUGGUUUAAAAGGAAAGCUCCAGAACGGAGCAGAGAAGGAAGGGAUCCGUGACAGCAUUAGCACUUGACAAUCAUACGCGCAAGGGGAGGUGGGGGGAGCUUGGCAUUAGGGAGACAGGCUCCACGUCUCAGAGCCUGCUAUUGGCAUGUUGUAUUCGCUUUUGCAAAAUAUUAAUUCCUCCAAGUGGGCUCUCUCCUAUCUAUGUUGCUAAAUACAGUCACACUGCUUGGGAACCAGUGUUCCUGGGGUUCCUAUGUGCAGUUGCUUCUCAUGGACUUUUCACUUUUCAAACCCCAUAUGAGGUUUGUGAACCAUGUCCUUCAAUCUAGCUCAGAAACUCUGCCCCAUCUCUAAUAGUGUUAACAGUUUAAGGAGUCACCUUUUACUACACAGGCCAUAGAAAAAUCAGAAGAACAAAUUUCCCAACCCAUGAAAUUAGAUAGAUGUCUUGUAUUUGCCACACCUUCAACUAAUGGAAGAAGGUUCUUUGUUUCAUUUGCCCACCUGUACUGUAUUACUAUUCUCCAGUCUUUUUCUAAAAGGGCCUCUCACGUUUUUCUAAAAGGGUCCAAAUACCCCUCUAGGGUUCAUAUUUAAUUUUUAAGUACACCUGGUUUUAGUCUCCAGAUUUCUAUACAAAUGCCAGUGAAUUCUGUCUUCCCUGGGCUCCUAAAUGCUCAAGUACAUCAUGUCCUGAUGGAAAGGGUUUGAAUUACACAAUACUGCCAUGUUCGGGAUAGUUUCCUUAGGCACUCUAAAUGUAUGUUUUGUUUGGCCAGCUCGUAUUUAAAAAAACUGAGCCAGUGUUUAGAUAUUUGGAGAUUUUUGUCCAAAAAUCUGGAUCCCAGGUGAGGAGAGCAGUGGUUUCCAGUUCUCUUCGGUCCACAUCAUUCACAAAAUAAAGGUGUGUGCACACCUAGAAAGCUGUAUCACUUCUCAUGGUACACAUUUGAAUCGACACUGACCAGCCCCACCCUGAUCUGGGAAUUAAUUUUGACCUAACCAAGGUCCCUUGUAAGAAACAUACAUUCAUAGUCAGUCUGUAGCUACAUAAUAUGAUUUUGACCCUUUCCUCUACAAGACCUGGUAUUAAGAUUUGAAGUUAGCCUUUUAUUGUACUGAGAGGGACCUCCUCUCUGUUGUCCUGGUUAACCCAAGCUUUUUUUUCUUACAGGGUUCCCCUCUGAUUACUGCCCUUUACUGCAAGUUUUUGUCAUGGUUAUUGGUCUCUCCAUAAUGCCAGCAUUUCCAAUGUUUGUAGAAUUUGCUAACGAGGACUUCAGUGUGAGAGACGAGAGUCCCAUUUGCAGUUAGGAAAUCUGUGUUCACACGGGCAAGAACAAAGAAUGAUCUUUAAUACUCCAUUGGAAACUUAAUCCACAAACAAGUAAUGUUUUAAAAAUGCUUUGAAGCUGCUUAGGUUCAGCCAAAUAAUUAGGAAUAUUAGAGAAGGACUAGUAGUGAGGAAAUCAGCUCUAUUUGGGUUUUGGAAGAUCUCAUCUCAUUGAGGUUUUAGGAGACACCCUGAAGUUUGGGAUCAGGUGGAACUUCUAGGCACCCUGUUCAGUGGGGGUGGGCUGGGAGUUAAGGGCAGUUUGGCUGCAAUAUCAUGGAAGCGCCAGGAAAAUCCAUGUGCGCUUUAGGGCUUGCUGAUGCCGUCCCAAUAGCUGUUGCUCAUUGACCUCUAGUGGUGGAUUUCUAGAAUACUGAUCCAUUCAUGGGCUUUUCAUAGUUUCAGAAGAGCUUUAUCACUUCUGGGUCAUUAUCAGCAUAAACUGGAAUGUAGUAUCAGUUGAUACUGUGGCCUGUUUUGUUUUUUUGUUUUUUGUCCUUAUUCAAGGUAAAAGACCAAGGAAUAACAUUCUGUAGUUCCUAAAUAUACUUUUUUUUUUUUUUUUUACUGCUACUACUACACAUAAAGGGAAAGUUUUAUUCUUUUAUGGAAACACUUCAGCCAUACUCAUGUAUUAAAAUAGGAAUGUGAAUGCUAUAUACUCUUUUUAUAUCAAAUGUCUCAAAAGCACUUAUUUUCAUUCUAUCCAAUGUGUGUCUUUUAUAUAAAUAAAAUGUUUUAUUAGAUUGAAUAAAGCAAAAAUACUCAGGUCAGCUUCCUGCUUCCCGUUCCUAUUCAUGGUAGCUAAAGCCAUUUGCCUCAAAAUCCAUUUUGCAGUUUGUGCAGAAAAAAGUCAUAAGACAAAUCUCCAACUUUUCCAUAUUUAUUGUCUCAGGUCCCUUUUUAAAAUAAAUGUUCACAGAAGCCCAAAAAUAUGAGAUGAAGCAGACGCCGUGGGCGGCCUGCCCUUCCCUCAUCUGGGUAUCCCGGCUCGGCUUCCCGCUGCAUAUGCACAAGGAGCUGCGGCCGCCAUCUUAGCCUCCUCCCAUGGCCACAGGACCUGCCUCCAUCUCCAUGGCAGCUUCUUCCGGGGAUUGUCCCAAUCAAGGCUGUUGGCCAUCUUUUCGACUCCUGCCGUGUAGCAUUCAUCUUUGCUAUUCCUUUCCAUCUCAGGCAUGGCAUGCAACGUGGUGCUUUCAGUCGGCUUAUCUGUGUCAUCAGAUGAACAGCCUGAGGGGUUUGGCUCCAGGAUGUUGCUUGGAGAGCUCCUUGUAACAUAGUGUAUGCAAUUUUUCUGCCCCUUUUUUUUCUGCCCUUUGAGCUACCUGUUUUAAAUUGCAGAGAACCUGUGGCUUCUGAGACCUUAACUGGGUCUGAAUAGUUAAGACUCUCAGAGAGUGCCCACAUUGGGAUUCCUCAACCUGAGCUCUGCUGACAUUUUGUGUUGAAUAAUUGUUCAUUGUGGGGGACUGUCCUGUUUAUUGUAGGGUAUUUGGCAGCAUCCCUGGCCUCGAUUCACUAGAUGCCGGUAGUGCUCUCAAGUUGCAACAACCGAAAGUGUCCGCUGGAGGGCAAAGAUCAUUCUCAGUUGAGAAUCACUGAGCUAGAUAAUGUGGUCCUGUAUUAUUGUGGACAUUAGUUAUAAUCCAGUCUUAACUAGUAGCUUGGUGAUUUUGGUGGUACUCAUUUUAAUGGUUACCUGCUCCUCCAUUUACCAGCUGUGUGACUGGGCAAGUUACUCAACCUCUCUCUGCCUUGGUUUAUUCAUGUGUAAAAUGGGGAUUUUACAGACCUCAUCAUAUGCAGGAUACUGUUGUGUUAAGGAAUACACACAAAGCUUUUGGAGUUGUGUUUUGCACAUGGAAAGACUUCAGUACAUAUUGACCAAUAUUAAGUUAGUUUACUAUUUGCUGUCAAGGGCUGCUUUCACAAAUAGGCAAACUUUGUGGUAAAUCCUAGUGAGCAUUACAACACAGAGAAUAGACACAUACUACAGACCUGAAGGAUGAGAAAGUUUCUGUUCUGUGUGAGUUUUGUUAAUCUGAGGAGAACUCUCACUGAGUAUCUGCUGUGUCAUCAGAUUUAAUCCUCCAUUCGUACCUCAAGGUAGAUAUACCUGUAUUACAGAUGAGGAAUCAGAUGCUCAGCACAAGAAAGAAGCCCAGGGUCUCAGAGAAGGCAGAAUCUGGGUGCAAAGCCAAGUUGACCUGGAACUGGAAUUUGGAAUGACUGAAAUGCUUUUCUCUACUUUACGCAGCCUCCUGAGGGAACUGACCUGCCCAGUGAGACAAGAGAACCACGCCAUGAUGAAAACAUGUCAGAACCAUGGUUUCAUCUCUCGCCCUAUCAGUGUGUUUGCUCAGGUGGGGGCAGGGGAGGUGCUCUUUCACCUCUGUUGCCUCAUCUUGUCCUCUUCUCACAUCAUAAGUGUUGUCAAAUUUUUGCUGAGAGAUCAAUGGAAAGAUGAGUGAAUGUGUGCAAGCAACGUUUCCUAAUGCAGUGUGUACUGGUAUCUGAGAAGACUUCGGAUUGUGCCAAACUUUUAAAAUAUUAUUUUAAUGCAUCUGUUUGUAUUUUAACAUGUAUUAGAAAAAAUAAUUAACACUCUUAAGUGUGGGGUUUCACAAAUAUUAUUGCUUAAAAUAGGCCACAAAAAUAACAAUUGAGUUGAUUUUUAAAAUUGAUUAAGUAGAUAAUGGUACUUAUCCAUGCUAGCUACAGGAGAUGUGACUAUGGAUGACUGAAGUUAGGGAGCCUCUCCUGAAGAAACAAAUUCAUGUUAAUCACUAACACUUCUUGAGCACUUAGUAAGUACCAUAAAUUUUUCUCUGUGCUUUACUUUAUUUAUUUAACCCUCACAACAAAUCUGUGAAGUAGUGUUACCUCCCUAUUAUAGAUGAGGAAACUGAGGCAGAAGCAAGGUCUUCUUAAGGGUCACACAGCUGGCAAUUGUAAGAACCAGGAUUCGAUUUGAACUCAAGCAGUCAGACUGGAGCACACACUCUUAUCCUGAACACAAGAGAUGAAGGUGGAGUUGGAGGGCAAGAGGUUUUGAGAUGCCAGUCUAAAAUACAUAGGAAGAAAAUGCAUUUGUACUGGAGGGGAGCGGUUGGCAAUCAGGGAACCCAGAGAGAGGAAGUUAUUCUUCAAAGGCACAUAGACUCUGGGCUCCAGACCAAGAAUUUCAGCCAAAACAGGAGCCAAGGUCUUCUGAUGCCUCUUCCAGGCUCCAUUUUGCUGGGGGUUAUUUCAGUUUUUGCUGCUGCAAGGUCAGGAGCAUUCUCUGUUGGCAGUAAGUCUCCCUGUGCCCCCAGCAGGGACUUGGUCCUUUGCACCAGUCAGCAGCAGCUUUGGAAUGCAGCCUUUCUUUGUCCCCCAGGAGUUUCUAUUUGGUGGUGGCUGUUUUCUUUCCAGCUCUCUAUGCAAAUGACAUGCUAAUGUUCUGGUCCUGAGAGAAAUCCCUUCCCUAGGUGACAGGGAACUUUUCAUUUAAACAAGUAUGUCCAUCUUUUUCACAAAAGCCACCGCAAUUGGCAUCUGCUCAUUUGGUUCGAUUUCCUCCUGAAAUAGGCUACCUAGUCCUUGCUUAUCACAUUUCCAAUAAUUUUUUUUUUUUUUACUUGGAUAAUAAUGGUGUCACACUAUAUGGGUUUGAAGCCAUGGCUUUCAGGCCUACUUUGCAAUCUGUGCUGAUAAAGAUAAGAUUAUGAACUUGCUCAUAUUACAUGGGCUGCCAAUCAGCCUCACCCAGUGUAAUUUAAUUCUAAUACACUUCCUGAUCUUCAGUGCAUUUAAAAAUAACUUGUUAAUAGUCUUCUUGUUCUAAUUAAGCUAAAAUUGCAUGGAAUGUGAAAUGCUUGGUUUCUCGCUUGUGUUUUCUUUCUCUCUCACUCCCUGUCCCCCAUGCACACAUACACAAACACACAGAGCUGAUCCUUCAAAUCACUUCUGCAUGCAGUCUGAGCAGCACAAAUGUUCCUGAAAUUAUCCUCAAAGUCUUCCUUGACCUCUUCCCACAAUGGUAGACACAGAAAACUAGUCCUGGCAUCACUGGGCAUCAAUAAAGAUGAAAUUUCUUUGAAAUCUCAUGUUUUGUCUAAACAUUCAUAACAAAGUGAUUAAAAUUGGGACCCUCAGAGCAAGACUCCUGGGUUCAAAUCCUAGCUCUGCCACUAAUUAGCUGUAUGACCUUGCAUGACCUUGUGCAAGAUAUUUUCAAGUGCCAACACUCUCAAUACCUGUGAAUAUGAGUUUAUUUUGAAUUAGGGUCUUUCCAGAUGUAUCCAAGUUAAGAUGAGGUCACACUGAAUUAGGGUGGGCCCUAAUCCAAUCUGACUGGUAUCUUAUAAGAAGAGGAGGAGAGACAGGGAGAAGAUGACCAUGUGAGGACGGAGGCAGAGAUUGAAACUGUGCAGCUACAAGCCAUGGAAAGCCAAGGAUUGCUGGCCACCACCAGAAGUUAGGGAGAGGCAAAGAAGGAUUCCGCCUGUAGAACCUUCAGAGAGAACAUGGUCAUGCCAAAACACCUUGAUUUUGGAUUUCUAGCCUCCAGACUGUGAAAGAAUAAAUUUCUGUUGUUUUAAGCCAUCAACUUUGUGGUACUUUGUUGCAGCAAUUCUGGGACACUAAUACAGUUUGUUAGAGUGUAAAAUGGGGAUUACGAUAGGGCCUACCUGGAAGAAUUAUUAAAAGAAUUGAGUUAAUUUUUUAAAAUGGUCAGAGCAGAGACUGGUGCAUAUAAGCAUUAGUAGUAGUUAUUAUUAAGGUUUUACAUUCUACUCUAAAAUGGAGCUGUGUUGUUGUAAUAUUUUUCUGGUAAAUUGAAUAUGUACCCCCAGGAAAAAAAAACAUGUUCUUAAACUUAAUCCCCUUCCUGUGGUUGUAUUGUAAAUAAGAUGUUUCAAAGAUGUCAUUUUUAGUUAAUGUGCAGCCAACUGAACCAGAAUGAGUCUUCAUCCUAUGGAUGGAAGCCUUAGUAAAGAGAGACCCAUGGGGAGGAGCCAGAAGCUGGAAGUCAAUGGAACCAGAAGAGAAAGGAGAGGACAUCACCAUGUGACAGAAAAGCCAAGGAACCUAAGGAUUGCUGGUAAGACAGAAUGCUACUGACCCCAGGAGGAAGCAAGCCCUCUAGCUUCCCAAACCAUGAACCAAUACACUUUUGUUGUUAAGCCAACCCAUUGUAUGGUAUUUGUCUUAGCAGCCGAGAAUCAAAGACAAUUUUUAAGAUGUAUUGUUCACAAAUUUAUGGGUAAAAUUGACUCUUGAAGACGAUGAGUUGUGUUUAUCCUGUAAUUGUAAGCAGGCCACCCCUUAUCCUUGUGUGCUGUUUUACCCAGUGUGAGUGGCAUGGCUGUGUUGGAAAAUGCAGAACCCUGUAAGAAAUGAAAUCUUGAGUUUUACUCCAGCUCCACCACCUGCCACUCCAUUCCUCCAUGACUUUUGCCCCAUCUGAACAAUCUUACCUGCACUUGCCCUCAAGAAAAAUCAAAUGAGACAAUAAGUGUGAAAACACAUUUUUUUUUAAAAAAAUGGAGGUAAAUAUUAUUAAUGCAAGGUAAAAUUUAUUAGAUUUUUGACAUGGAUAUGUAUACUGAAACUUUGCUGGAAUAUUAGAUCUUCAUUGAUUAAUUAAAAUGAUUGUCAACAUUUAUCAAGUACCUCUUAUGAAAGCAUUUUACAAUAUUUAUUUUACAUGUGUGACAUAUAGUUUUAUAUAUAUAUGUAUAUGUAUACAUAUAUUCUAAUCAUUCUGGCAACCUUACAAACUAAGGUUAUUUUCUCCACUUUACAGCUCAGGAAAUUCAGCAAACAACCCAAGUCUCUCUCAGUACAAAGGUAUCCACUCUUCUAAGCUGUUUUGUCCAUAUUUAUUUAUUUCCUUAUCUAAUAUACAUUAGUUUAAUGCAAAGUGGUGAACCACACCAAGACUCUUGCAUCUUGAAAGCAAGAACUAUGUUGUACUCAGCAUCAUAUCCUAGCGUCUAGCACAGAAUGGAGCAUAUAACAGUCUUUGAAUAAAUAUUUGUGAAAAAAAAGAAAUGAAGGCUCUUGGCCUUCAGAAGUUCAUGAUGCAGCUGAGGAGACAGACACAUACAAAUAAACAGUACAUGAUCAGGAUGUCCUAGUCGGUAAUGACUCUUACAAUGAAACAGCCUGAGGCUGAAAAUGCCUGGCUAUUUCUGCAAAGAGACUCUUAGUGUGAGCCUGACUGCAGCCCCACAUGCUGUCCAAAGGGACAUAGUGUUCUAGCUACCAGCACUGCCCCUGAGAGGAUGGCUUUCUCCUACAAAUCUCUUACAACUCUCUCUGUCAAGGAGCUUGUGUCAGCUUACCAGGGCUUCCAUUACAAAUUGAUGGUUUAAAACAACAGCAGUUUAUUACCUCAUAGUUGUGGAGGCCUAAAGUCUGAGAUCAAGGUGUCAGCAGGGCCAGGAGCCCUCCAAAGACUCCAAGGGACAAUCCAUUUCUUGCCUUUUCCAGCUUCUAGUGGUUCCAGGUGGUCCUUGGUGUCUCUUUGCUUGUAGCCACAUCACUCCAAUCUCUGUCCUUGUCUUCACAGCUCCUCUUCUCUGUGGGUCUCUUAGUGAUAUUUAACUCUGGCUAUAGGGCACACCCAGAGAAUCCAGGAUGAUCUCAUCUUGAGAUCCUUAAGUUAAUUACAUCUGCAGAGAAAAGACCUUUUUUCCACAUAAGGUCGCAUUCACAGUUUCCAGGGUUAGAAUGUAGGAUAUAUGGUUUGAGUGCCACCAUUCAACUUACUACAGAGCUUUAGCCAAUUUCCCUUGGCUGGAUUCUUCUGAGAUGAAAAGAUUCCAAGCCCAAGACUCUUCCUUGCCCACUUGAGACAUUCCCAAAGUUGAUUCUGAUGGCUUCACAAAGUUUACUUUGUUUCAUUGUCUAUUUUAAUGAAAAAAAUGGUGACUUUUACAUUAUACAAUAAUUAAAACAAUGGUUAAGGAUCACUGUUUAUUUUGAUGAGUUCACAUAUUUUUGGCAUAUCUCAUUUUUCCGAAAGUUAUAAUUUUCCCCCUCCAACAGGAUGGGGAUGAAAUGACGGUGGCAACCCUUUUCCCACCUCAACAGUUCCUGACACAAUGUGGGGAGCAAUUCAUGGCCCUCAAACAAUAUUAUGAAAUGGAUCACCACCAGCUAACUUAGAAAUGAACUAUGACUAUGGGAAUGCAAAUAUUUGCCUUAUUCCAAUGUCCCAUCUCAUUGCUUUGGCCCACAGGAAUACACUGGGUGAGAAUGGGAAGUUGGGUUCUAACCCAAGUCCUGUUACUAAGUUCUUUAGCUCCAUAAAUUUGGAUAUUUCAGUUACUAUUGAUGCAUUGUACCCAUUGCUAACUAUAUACAGUUAUCAUUGACUUACUAUACAAAUUACUCCAAAACUUGUGGCCUAAAGCAACCAUUUCAUAUUGCUCAACUUUUGUGGGUCAGGAAUUUGGGAAGGGCUUGGUAGGACAGUUCUCACUUGGGGUGUCUUCUGCCAUUGCAGUCAGAUGUUGACUGGGUCUGGAAUCAUCUGAUGGCUCAGCUGGGCUGGACAUCCAAGAAGCUUCACUCAGGCACAGCUCUGGUUGCGAGCUGAGGGCUCUGCUGGGACUGUCACUUAGAGCAGUUACGUGUGGCCUCUCCAGCUGGAAGUGUCAAAGCAAUAGAGUUCUUUCUGGCUUCCUCUAAGGUGAGUAUACCAAGAGAACCAUGUAGAGACUGCGUGGAUACUUAGGAUGAAGACAUGGAAGUCACCUAUCAUCACUUCUCCCAUAUUCUUUCAGAUCAAACAGUCAUGUGUCACCAGAAUUCAAAGAAAGAGAACAUAGACCCCCACAUCUCAAUGGGAGAAGUGACAAAGGAUUUGGGGCAAUGUUUUAAAACCACCAUAGGUACCUUAUAUUAUUGGUGCCUCAGUUUUCUUAUUUGUAAAAUUUGACCACAUACUCUCUAAGGCCUCUCUUGUACGUAUUGUCUAUGGAUUACUUUCCUUUAAUUAUCUUAUCAUACAGAACCUAUGUCAAUAUUCAUGUGCCAUCUCUUUUAUAUUAUAAAAUUAUAUGACUGUAUCACAUAAAAUUCAGAAGAAAAAUAAAACAGAAAAGGGGCUGUUUCAGUA
Molecule: messenger RNA, 11993 nt
Organism: Choloepus didactylus (southern two-toed sloth)
Lineage: Eukaryota; Metazoa; Chordata; Mammalia; Pilosa; Megalonychidae
Gene: TGFBR2
Product: transforming growth factor beta receptor 2
Exons: 8
Coding region: 377-2152 (591 amino acids)
Biological process (GO): heart development; transforming growth factor beta receptor signaling pathway; cellular response to growth factor stimulus
Cellular component (GO): signaling receptor complex; plasma membrane
Molecular function (GO): type I transforming growth factor beta receptor binding; transforming growth factor beta binding; activin receptor activity
Source: RefSeq, a predicted model, not a curated record